AUGAAGAGGAAGGCAGAAGUGAGUUUUGGUUCGGGUUGCAAGUGGAUCAGAGGAAAGAAGAUUGGAGAAGGAGGGUUUGGCUCCGUGUUUUUGCAUUUUCAAAGCUACCUUAAUAUCGGAGAAGAUGACAUGCCCGAGGCGAUGGCCGUGAAAUCGGCAAAGAUCAAGGAUGCCGGUUCUAUUCGACACGAGUUGGAGGUCUUUAGGGAGUUGAAUAACAAGGGUGGGUUAUGUCCCUUCAUCAUUGAUCACUUCGAUGAAGAGGUGACGUUGAGUGACGACGGGGAAGAAGUCUAUAACCUAGCCUUGGAAGUCGCUUGGGGAAGCCUUGCCAGGUUGUUAAAGAUUGUCCGUACUGGGUUACCAGAAUCCAAUGUGAGGAGGUACGCCGGCGACAUUCUUAGAGGGGUCAAACACAUGCACAACAAUGGGUAUGUUCACUGUGAUCUGAAACCCGAUAAUAUCUUGCUUGUGGAAAAAGACGAGGGCUUUCCCUUUGUGGCCAAAGUCGGCGACUUGGGGUUGGCCAAGAAGAAUGAGGUUCGAGGAUCGUGGAGAGGCACGCCCAUCUAUUUGUCACCGGAGACUGUCGCAAACAAUGUGCAGGAACAUACCAGUGAUAUAUGGGCAUUUGGGUUAAUUGUUCUUGAAAUGCUUACCGGCGAGCGCCCCCGGAUUCAUUUCUAUGAUGAUGAGAGUGAUACACUCUACAAAGUUGAUGGAAUCAAGCCUAAAAUACCUGAUUCAAUCUCAAGUCUUGCUAGGGAGUUUCUGGAGUUUUGCCUAGCCGAGGAAACUUGGGAAAGGUGGUCAGCCUAG
Messenger RNA from Argentina anserina (silverweed cinquefoil), 819 nucleotides. Its product is annotated as mitogen-activated protein kinase kinase kinase 20-like. NCBI's taxonomy places the organism in Eukaryota, Viridiplantae, Streptophyta, Magnoliopsida, Rosales, Rosaceae. The transcript has a single exon. Bases 1 to 819 code for a protein of 272 amino acids. Gene Ontology annotation, biological process: protein phosphorylation; signal transduction. The record is from RefSeq and is a predicted model, not a curated record. Gene Ontology annotation, molecular function: protein kinase activity; ATP binding.